This is a messenger RNA of Syzygium oleosum, 1961 nucleotides long. Its product is annotated as pentatricopeptide repeat-containing protein At3g22670, mitochondrial. The transcript has 2 exons. Gene Ontology annotation, cellular component: nucleus; RNA polymerase V complex. NCBI's taxonomy places the organism in Eukaryota, Viridiplantae, Streptophyta, Magnoliopsida, Myrtales, Myrtaceae. Gene Ontology annotation, molecular function: protein binding. The record is from RefSeq and is a predicted model, not a curated record. The coding region runs from base 234 to 1889 and encodes 551 amino acids.
AAGUUGGCCCAAAGCUGGGGUUGAGUUUCACCACCCUGUUUUCACCCGUUUAACUCCCCCGCCCACAGUUCACAGAGCCGCCCCAUCUCCGCCCUCUUCCGCCCGCCGCCCGCCACCGCUCUCCGCCCCCUCGAGUGGCCCGCCGAAGUCGCUCGCCGCCGGGGGCUCGAAGUCGUGUCGCCUUCAGCUGUCCUUCGUUCGCUUCCCUUGCUGCUCAGGUCUGGCCAUCUAAAAUGCUUUCAAAGUCCCAAAUUGCAAAGCUUUUAUCCUGUUCGGUUUCUCAAAGAAAGACUGAAUUGUAUGUUGCUUCAAGUUGCUACUUGUGCAACUCCUUUUGUUCUGUCACUAAGCCGCCUGAGAGAAAUGAGUCACCGGAGAUCCCAAGCUGGGUGAAGUCCCUUGAUGACAAGAGCCAUGGAAGUCCUGAUGCAGAGGAUAAUUUUGUGAUCCCUUCCCUCGCUUCUUGGGUUAAGAGUUAUGGGCCAUACGGUCGUACUGAAGUUGCCAAGGUUACAUCAAGUGACAUAGGAGAAAUUAACGUUGAGAAAGUCUGCAAACUUUUGAGGAAUCGUUAUUCAUCACCAGAUUGUGUUGUUGCAGCUUUGAAUGCUAGUGGUGUUGGUUCUUCAAGCAGUAUGAUUGAGCGAAUUUUGAAGAAGUUUAGCAAUGAUUGGAUCCCAGCUUUUGGUGUUUUCACUUGGGCAAAACUACAAAUGGGUCACCAUCAUCCAUCUGUGUUAUGUGAUCUAAUGGUUGACAUAUUAGGGAAAUCAAGUAAGUUCCAUUUGAUGUGGAAAUUGGUGGAGGAAAUGAAGACAUUAGAAGUAUAUGUUACACUGGCAACUAUGAGUAAGGUGAUGAGACGGCUUGCUAGAGCAGGUAAGUAUCAAGAUGCGAUAGAGGUCUUUAAAGAAAUUGAGCAAUUUGGUGUUAAGAGGGAUAUUACUGCAAUGAAUGUGCUAAUGGAUGCAUUGGCUAAGGAAAAUAGCGUUGAGCAUGCCCAUGAAGUGUUUUUGCAGUUUAAGGCAAGUAUCCCAUGUGAUAUCAAUAGUUACAAUAUUUUGAUACAUGGAUACUGUAAAUGUAAACAAUUCGAUAAUGCAAGAAAAAUUUUGGAAGAGAUGGAGCAACAAGGGUUUGAACCUAAUGUAAUUUCUUAUACUUGUUUUGUCGAAUGGUAUAGUCGUGAACAGGAUUUUCAUAAUGUAAAUGCCAUUCUGGAUGAAAUGAAGAAAAAGGGUUGUUCGCCAAAUACGGUGACUUAUACUAUUUUAAUGCAAGGUUUGGGGAAAGCAAAACAAAUAAAUGAUGCACUGGAGGUCUAUGAAAAUAUGAAGAGCAUUGGUUGUGCUCCGGAUCCCUCCUUCUAUAGCUCAUUGAUUUAUAUCUUGAAUAAAGCUGGUAGAUUUCAGGAUGCAUGGAAUGUAUAUGAAGACAUGGGAAAACAAGGAGUUAAACCAGAUUUGUUGACAUAUAACACAGUAAUUGCUGCUGCUUGUGUACGUUCACGAGAAGAGACUGCUUUGAAGAUUCUUAAGAAAAUGGAAGAAGAUUCUUGUAAGCCAGAUCUCAAGACAUAUGCAUCUCUAAUAAAGAUGUGUUGCAGAAAGAAGAGAAUGAAGGUUCUUCAAUUUUUGUUGAACCACAUGUUUAAAAACGAUGUCAGUAUCGAAGUCUCAACUUACUCUCUCUUGGUACGUGGGCUUUGCAAAUCUGGGAAACUUGAGGAGGCUUGUUUGUUCUUUGAAGAAAUGGUGUUGAGAGGAAUAGUCCCAUGGGAAACCACAUACAAAUUGCUGGUACAGAAGCUUGAUGGAAUGAGCAUGGGAAAACAAAAGGAGCACAUUGAGAAGAUAAUGUCAGAGGCAAAAGAGUGGGGGAAGAUUUGAUUGUGUUUGAGAGGAAAAAAGCUAUUCAGAUUUGUACUAUUUGUUAUCUAAAGGAUUUUGCAGUUUCAAUGU